This is a messenger RNA of Archocentrus centrarchus (flier cichlid), 6349 nucleotides long. Its product is annotated as trinucleotide repeat-containing gene 6A protein. The record is from RefSeq and is a predicted model, not a curated record. The transcript is spliced from 26 exons. Gene Ontology annotation, biological process: positive regulation of nuclear-transcribed mRNA poly(A) tail shortening; miRNA-mediated post-transcriptional gene silencing. Gene Ontology annotation, cellular component: nucleoplasm; P-body. Bases 658 to 6030 code for a protein of 1790 amino acids. Gene Ontology annotation, molecular function: nucleic acid binding. Lineage: Eukaryota; Metazoa; Chordata; Actinopteri; Cichliformes; Cichlidae.
CGGGGGAAACCAGAGAGCGAGCGAAAGAAGGAUAGCCAGCCAGCGGCGAGAGAAGAAAAUGGCGAUCACGCAGGAUGAAUGCCUCCCCUCGUAGAUGCUGCAAACGCGUUGAAUUUCUUUAGCCUUACAGUCGGCUUUCCUUUCCACUCUGUUGCACUUUAUACUUCAAUGAGAGAUUCGGAAUUGGAAGCUGUUGCCACAAAGAAACUGAAGCAUCUUAACAGGGAACACGCCCACAGAGGGAAGAACAGUGGAUGGAAGAGAGAGAGAGACGCAGAGUGUGAAAAGGAAGGAGAACAAGGUACAGGACUGGACAAAAGUUCCAGAGCAUACCAAGUCAAGACAGAGUCCUUAUUCUACACCACCUCCCCCCCUUUUCCCCUCCCCACACAUAACACACACCCACGCACACCUACACGCGCACACACACACAAACACAUACAGAUCUCAGCGAUGCCAAGGGGGGCUGAUCAGCCUGCUGCCCGCUCUGACAAGCCCUGCCUCUUCACCUCAGACCCUUGAGGCUGUGCUCUCUGAGCUUUGACGUUUGACCUCCCCUGUUUUGACCUGGGAACCAGAGGUCACCUGUUCUCCACUCAGCCCGGGGACGCCCUCCUGCCCAGCCAGGUGUCACAGCCACCAGCGGCACUCAUAGGCAUGGCUCCCAUUCGGGAUUCCGUCAGCCACUCCCCUAAUCAAACAGGUCUGGAUCAUCCCGGCUUGGACUCGCAGUAUGAGCCUUCCCCCUGGUCAUCUGGCUCUCCCUGCAGCAGUGACAGCAACAGCAACUGGGGCAAAGCCCUAGUGGACGGAAGCACCGACACACCCAAUAACUGUUCUUCAACCAGCUCUUCUGUCUGGCCUCCCUCUUCCUCUUCUUUUUCUUGCUCCUCCUCUUCUUCCUCUUCUGGCUGUGGGUCAGGAUCAGACCCCGAGUCGGCAUCAGAAUGCAUGGAUGCAGAUUCUAGCUCCUCAAUCGGCUCAGAGAGAAAUCUUGCUGCUGUUGCUGCUACAACAGUGAUGAUGAUGUCAGCAAAUGCUUCUGCAUCUUCUACAGCUUCUUCCCCCACCUCUUCUUUGGGGAGUUCUGCCAUGAUGGUCAGUGUUUCUUUAAAUGGAGACGGCAACAGUCAUCAGGUGGUUGGCACAGGUUUGGAAACCAUCAGCAGUGCAAAUAAUGGAACUAACAUGUCUGAGCCCUCACAGUACUCCAUGGCUGGGUCCAACAGUAUUGGCAGCAAUAACAUGAGCAACCACAACAAGCUUGUCAAUAACAGUGGUGUAUGGGGUACCCCUUCAGGCAGCAGUGUGAUGCCCACUGGUGGAAGCACCCCCUGCAUCAAUGGAGGGUUAAACCCAAACACUUUAAACCCAAAUGCCAACCAUGGUGCCUGGCCACAAAAUUCAAUCCCAAACCCAGCAUCCCAUGGCCAACGGCCUUCACAGCCUCAGGGGAUGAGUUCCAAACUGGGUAUGGCUCCCCAACAGGGCCCCUUGUUGGGCUGGGGUGGCAUGGCAGCUUCGGACAACAGCAGUAUGAUGGAAGACACAGAGGUGAAUAAUGGUACAUCAAGCAGCAACAGUGGAAAUGGUGGCCUAAAGCCUACCAACCUUAACACUGAAUCCAAUGGACCAAAUAACACUAUCACAAUAAAUACUACUACUACUACUACUAAUGCCACAAUGACCUCUAGUCCACCAAACUCUACCGCCUCACCCCAACUCAGCGGGGAUUGUUCCUGGGGUUCCAUUGGAGGAGGGAACGGGGGUCCGCUGGCCAAUGGAAACCCCUUAUCAGCCCCCCAGCACCCCCAAGGAGAACAGGUGGGUAAUGGGGCCUUCGGUACGCCUUGGGGCGCAGCUACCUACCCUGUAGACAAGGGCCCCCCAAAUGCAGACACUGUGAACUCCCAAACCCCCUCUACUGCUGCUUAUAAGAGUAAUAAUAACCACAAUAACACUGGGGCCCUACGCUGGGACCAGGGGCCCACCAACACCCCAAACCAGCUUCAGAGCAACUUGUCCUGCAGUAUUGGCUCAAAUCAAAUCCCAGGCUCUGCAGGCCAAACAUCAGGAAAUGGGAACCAAACUACGAUGGGCCCUCCAGCAGCAAUACCUCGCCCCUGGGGGAGCAGUGCGUCCUCGUCUUCAUUGUCUUCUUCCACAACCCCUAGUAACAACCCUUCAGAUGCUGGAAGUCAUAAAGGAAGUUCAUCUAACAAUGGCUGGAAGAGCCUAGAGGAUGAUGCCAUGGGCAUGGGAGGAGCAGUGGGAGGCAGUGGAAGCCAUGGCUUGGGGAGUGUUGCUGGAGGCUGGGGUCGCUCUGGAGGAAGUGAGGGAAGCGCCGAGAGCUCCGGAGGCCGUUCCAGCUCAGACAGAGACAGCAUCCAAACAAAAGGGGGAAGAAGCAGAAAAAGUCCCAAUCCUACAGCAGUGCUUUCACUUCUGAUUCGGGCCGAAGUAGACCCACGAGUACUGUCCAACACUGGGUGGGGACAGACGCCCAUACGGCAGAACACUGCCUGGGAUGUCAAUUCUCCUAACAAUCAGCACCAGGGUGCCAGAGGAGAUGAAAGAAAGCUUAGUAGCGGAAACUCCAGCUGGGGCAAAACACCGUCAGCUCCCUCCCAGACCUCUGGAGGCUGGGGGGGUGGGCCAGGCAGCUCAGGCAGCUCAGCCAUAGAUACUGGAAGUUCUGGUUGGGGUGAGCAGAAACCAACUUCUGGUUGGGACAGCAAAGGCCCACUGAAUGGAGGAGGUGGGCAGAGUGGCUGGGAUGAUGGAGCCAGCUGCAAGGGUAGUAACAGUAGCAACACCUGGAGCAACAACAUUAACAAAGAUGACAGAUCCAGUACCUGGACUAAUGCCUCCAAACCACAGCAGGGCUGGGGUUCCAACAGUGGAAAUGCAAGUGACACUUGGGGUGGCAGUGGAGAUGCUACCAGAGCAAGUUCCAGCAACCACUGGGGAGAGCCCCAAAAAAAUGCAAGUUCAGUAGGCUGGGACAGUGACAGUGACCGGUCUGGUUCUGGAUGUUGGAGCGAGCCGAGCCGAACCAACACCAGCAGCAGUAAUACCUGGGUGGGAAGCGGAGGAUCAAAUACUCCAGACGUGAGCACUCCAAAUCCAGGCUCCACUUGGGGAGACCCAGUCCUCAAACCCAGUCCUCAGAGUACCACUCAGGGCUGGGCUGAAACACCGAAGAACAACAGUGGAGCCCAGAACUGGGGUGAGCCAAAUCCUAAGUCCUCUAAUGAGUGGGGAAAAGGUCCUGAAUCCAACAUGUCCAGAGUCAACCAAGGUCUGAACAAGCCCACAGGCUGGCUGGGAGGCCCUAUGCCUACAGUAGGUCAGAAGGAGGAAGUGACAACUGGGUGGGAAGAACCUUCUCCAGAAUCCAUCCGCCGGAAGAUGGAGAUAGAUGAUGGAACUGCAGCUUGGGGAGACCCUGGCAAAUACAGUGGUGGGUCUGUCAACAUGUGGAACAGGACUGCUCAGCCUGACCAGGAGGCCAUGGGCCCAUCCCCUCAGCACCAGUCCCACCCAGCCCACAGCUCAAUGCAGCAUCUUAACCAGGACAAAAGCUGCAGUUCUGGUUGGGGUGAGCCAUACACCCCGCAGAAGGAGCCCUCAUCAUGGGGAGACCCCAGUGCUGCUCCGCCUGUGACUGUGGACAACGGGACAUCUGCUUGGGGAAAGCCCAAUGACAGCAGCUACAGUUGGAAUGACAGCAGGGAUAGCAGAGAGUCUGGGUCUGGAUGGGGCAGUCAGCAUAAGUCUGCCCCAGGUCCCAAGCGUAUGGAUACAUGGUGUGGUGAGGAGGUGGGAAAUAGCUGGGACCAGGAAGAGGAAGUGGAGAUUGGCAUGUGGAGCAACAGUCAACAAGACAGCAGACCCCAUGACCAAAGCACCUGGAACUACAAGCAUAAAAGCUCAACUAAGAUGAACAAACCAGUCAACAAACAGGAAGAUCCCUGGAUGAAACCUUUCAUCAACCAGUUCAACAGCAUGAACUUCUCUAGGGACUCCGCUGAUGACUCCAUUAAGACUGGAGCAGGGAUCAUGCAGGACAAGCGUAUGGACAUAGGCAGUGUUGGGGACUUUAAUGGAGUUAUGGGCAAGAAUCCUGGGUCCCGACACCAGCUCCACAAGGAGUCCACCAUGGAUCGCAGUCCUUACUAUGACAAGAAUGUAAACCCAAUGUUGGGUGGCAACACCGUAGCACAGGGCCGAGGUGGCCCCCAGUCCCAACCCCCUCCUCAACCCAAUCUUCGUAACCAAGUGCCUCCACCCAUCCUGCCCGCUCAGGUUUCUUCAUCCCUGUUGAAGUACCCGGGAGGUAAUGGCGGUCUGAACCCUCUGUUUGGCCCUCAGCAGAUGGCUGUUCUCAACCAGCUGACACAGCUCAACCAGAUCAACCAGAUCAACCAGAUCAACCAGUUACAGCGUCUUAUCCUCCAGCAGCAACAGCAGAAGGUUCAAAGCCAGAGACCCAUCCCUAUGGGACGUCAGACUGAACAGACACGUCCAGUUGGUUCGUCUCCAUCACUGAUGCAGCCACCACGACAUAUGGACCCCUCGCUGCUGAAACCGGCUGCACCCCUCAAACCGUACCUGGAUAACUACAUGUCCCACAACACCCCUGAGAUGCUGAAGGAUGCAGCUGCUCUUGGAUCCUUCAGCAACUUCCCUUUAAACUUGAAUUCUAACCUGAAUGUACCCCUGGACAUGGGUGUUGGUGGUGGAGUGAGCUAUAAAGAGCCACCCCAGUCCAGACUGAAGAAACUUUGGGCUACAGACCCUCCGGAGCAGAACAGCAAACCUGGUGCUAUGUCGUCUGGGCUGCGUCUGGAGGACUCCAUCUAUGACUUAAUUUCUCCUGGCCCCUCUCCCCUGAGUCCUCCCGGCCAAUCAAUGGGCUCGGUGGGCGAUGGCUGGCCACCUCGUGCCAACUCCCCCCCGCCCCAUGGAAACACUGUCACCUGGCCCCCAGAGUUCCGGCCCGGGGAGCCUUGGAAAGGUUACCCCAACAUUGACCCUGAGACUGACCCUUAUGUGACCCCAGGCAGUGUCAUCAACAACCUCUCCAUCAACACCGUCCGCGACACAGACCACCUCAGGGACAGGAACAACGGGCCAUCCUCAUCACUGAACACCACGAUGCCUUCUAACAGUGCCUGGUCAUCCAUUCGUGCCUCCAGCCACAGCGGUUCCCUCACCAGUACAGCACAAAGCACUUCAGCCAGACCCAGUGAGUCAAAGUGGUCUCCCGCCGGCAGUGUGUCCAACUCCUCCCUAGCUCAUGAGCUUUGGAAGGUCCCCCUGCCUCCCAAGGCGCUCUCUGUGGCAGCCCCCUCCAGACCACCACCUGGCCUCACCAGCCAGAAGCCCAACCCUCCCUCCUCUGGCUGGGAUGGCUCUGCCCUGAGGCUGGGGGGCUGGGGCUCCACUGAGUCCAGAUACACGCCUGGUUCCAGUUGGGGUGACAGCAGCAGCUCAGGGAGAACCCAAUGGCUUGUUCUGAAAAAUCUCACACCUCAGAUUGACGGCUCUACACUGAGGACCCUGUGCAUGCAGCACGGCCCUCUGAUCACAUUCCACCUCAACCUGCCACAUGGUAAUGCUGUGGUAUGCUACAGCUCCAAGGAUGAGGCCGCUAAGGCCCAAAAGAGCCUGCACAUGUGUGUUUUGGGGAACACUACUAUUCUGGCUGAGUUUGCCAGCGAGGAGGAAAUCAGCCGUUUCUUUGCACAAGGGCAGUCAUUGGCCACUCCCUCCUCUGGCUGGCAGACCAUUGGCUCUUCACAGAGCAGAAUGGAUCAGUCUCACCCCUUUCCAAGCCGCGCUUCUGAACCUAACCAGUGGAACAGCAGCGACCUCCACAGCUCCUCCCUCUGGGGUGGGCCCAACUAUUCCAGUAGCCUGUGGGGGACCCCUGGUGGCACCGAGGCAGGGAGGAUCAGCAGCCCUUCUCCAAUCACCUCCUUCCUCCCAGUAGAUCACCUGACAGGGGGCGGGGACUCCAUGUGAUCUGCCUGUCAAUCAAACAGGCUCGGUGAAGGGUCAGUAGAGAAUUCUCAAUAAUCAGCAGAAUAGAGACAAAAAUGUAGUUAUAUAAAUGCAAUGGCACUAGUUGGACUCUCUCAUUUACAAGAUAUUCAACAAAACGGGGUCUCCCCUGUGGAAAACAAGUUACGUUUCUCUCUCUGCACAUAUGUCCACUUUGUUUUAGCCCAAAAACAUAUCAGUCGGAAUACUUGAAUCAUGCAGGCCAAUUCUAUAAUGUGAACGGAUGGAUAUUUGCCUCCAGGUAGUGCUCUUUCAGACCGAAAAAAAAAAAAAAAAAAAA